CUGAAUAAACUUGGAGAACGAAAUUGAAAUCCAAAGAAAAUGUAUCCGGAGACAAUCCACAUUUACGAAAUAAGAUGAAUGGAGUACCGCCAAAGAUGAGACUGAUACUAAAGAAAACACGGCACAAUGCAUGAACACAGCUAUAGAACCUUAACAAAGAAUGUACUAGAUUUGAGUGAACCGAUCGAUGAUACUGUCAAUUACACGAUAGACAAUCUAUUUUACGUACUUAAUAAUGUAACUUUGAAUAAUACAAAUGUCUUUGAUGAAGAUAACGCGGUGAACAACUGGUGGGCUCUGAUCGCGUUGGUCCUGGUUGUUUGUACGGCAGCGGGGAAUGUUUUGGUGUGUUUAGCGAUUUACUUGGAGAGACGGCUGCAGAAUGUAACGAAUUAUUUCUUGAUGUCAUUAGCGAUAACUGAUCUGCUGGUUGCUAUCCUGGUAAUGCCACUUGGGAUUCUGACUUUGUUGAGAGGUUAUUUCCCGUUGCCGGCGGUGUAUUGCCUGUGCUGGCUCUGUCUGGACGUCUUACUUUGUACAGCAUCUAUUAUGCAUCUCUGCACCAUAAGUGUUGAUAGAUACCUGUCCCUCCGAUAUCCAAUGAGGUUUGGAAGAAAUAAGACGAGAAAGAGAGUUACAGUGAAGAUCGCCUUCGUGUGGAUUCUGUCUUCAGCUAUGAGUCUGCCACUCAGUCUAAAAUAUUCCAAGAAUGCCGACUCAGUCCUGAUCGACGGCUCCUGCCAGGUUCCAGAUAACUUGUACAAGGCGAUCGGUUCCAUCAUCUCCUUCUACAUACCACUGGGAGUGAUGCUCCUGACGUAUGCCUUGACGAUACAGCUGCUGGCGCGGCAGAGGAAGGGGCUUGGAGCUGGGUGGGCGCCAGGCUGGCUUGGAGCUCCACCUAUAGGCCGUCGGUGUACCUGGAGAAGGUUCCUGGGUCCUCGAGGAGGAACUCCUCAGCAUUCAGCAGCAUCAACGGAAACUGAACUGCCUCCCAUCGACACUAGAGACCUCUGGAUCCAGGACUCAAGGUCUCAACAGGUGACUGCGAGUCCUCAGCGCCAAACACCUAGAACCCAUCAUUCUAGAAAUUCUAGUGUCAUAUCCAGAAAUUCCUCUCGUCACGGAAGAAUUUUGCGCUUAGAGCAAAAAGCGACAAAAGUCCUAGGAGUCGUGUUCUUCACUUUCGUGAUACUCUGGGCGCCAUUUUUUAUCCUAAACAUGGUGCCGGCAGUAUGUCCUGUCUGCGAAGAGCGAAUCUCGCCUUGGGUGUACGAUUUCGCCUUGUGGUUGGGGUACGCUAGUUCUAUGGUCAACCCAAUUUUCUACACGAUAUUCAAUAAGAUAUUUAGGCAAGCCUUUAAGAAGGUACUUAUGUGUGGUUAUUGUAAGUCUAGGAGGUAGCCGGCACCCUGGGAGCGUGUUCGUCCGACUUCAGAUCCUGGCAUCGGAGCGCUCUCAGUAAAUAGGAAUAUCCGAUCUCAAUUAGUAUGAACCCAUUAAAGAGCUUUAAGUAUUACGCUUCUAGUUUUUAGUACGCGUCAAUGGUGUUUAGUUAAGAGUUAAAACUUCUUUGUGUCAGUUCGUUGUUAAGAUUCAAAAUCGAUUUUGUUUUACGAUAUGUUUGCUUGGUAUCUCAAACAUUUGGAACUUAGGUGAAAUAGAGUUUGCUGAAGGACAUAAAUAAAAAAUUGCAGAAUGUAUAAUGAUAUAAAAUCCUAUAAGUAUUUAUUUUUUAGUGCAUGUUAAUAAUUCGAGCCUAAACCAACGCCGAUUUAAGUUAAUAAUUUCUUCAGCCUAUACAAUGCCGGUGUGCACAAAAAUCUUA
Messenger RNA from Trichoplusia ni (cabbage looper), 1828 nucleotides. It is a transcript of the gene 5-HT2B, whose product is annotated as 5-hydroxytryptamine receptor 2A. Gene Ontology annotation, biological process: G protein-coupled receptor signaling pathway, coupled to cyclic nucleotide second messenger; chemical synaptic transmission. Gene Ontology annotation, molecular function: neurotransmitter receptor activity; G protein-coupled serotonin receptor activity. NCBI's taxonomy places the organism in Eukaryota, Metazoa, Arthropoda, Insecta, Lepidoptera, Noctuidae. The coding region runs from base 127 to 1404 and encodes 425 amino acids. Gene Ontology annotation, cellular component: membrane; dendrite. The transcript has 6 exons. The record is from RefSeq and is a predicted model, not a curated record.